AAUUAUAAUAAUUAUAUUUGUUCAAAAUGCUGAACAGGCAAAUACUCUUCAGAGGCACUAAUUUAUUUAAAUUCUCUACCAGAUCUUUCUCCUACGUUCCGAGCAAUCCGCCAAAGACCUGUUACUAUAAAGUACUUGGUCUCACUUCUGAUGCCACUGAUGAGCAGAUCAAAGAUGCUUAUAGAAAGCUUGCUAAGAGGUACCAUCCAGAUGUCAAUCUUUCUGGUAAAACUCAUGAGCCAAGUGCUGAGAAGUUCAGAGAAAUAGCUGAAGCUUAUGCAGUCUUGAGCAUUCAGGAAAGUAAAAUGGACUAUGACAUCAGCCAUCAGAAACAAGAGUCUGCAGAAUUGGCUAAAGUCAAGUCUGAAACUAUGGCUAAGAACAGGAAGAUGAGAGACAGAUCGGGCCAUGUUCCUAGUCCAACUCCCAUGAGGGGAUCCUACGCUGAAUACAGAAUUAAGCAGCUUGCUAAGGAGCGUGAAAAGUAUAAUGUAAACUUCUUGGGAUAUUAUGAUGGAGGUCUUCCUCAGAAAAAGUCUGGAGCUCAGAGAAGAGGAGCUCUCAAUCAUCCAGGAGCUUUCCACUCCCCAAUUCGUCAUAAUGAGUUAGAGAGAAUGGAGAGAGAUGGCCAGAGAAUUGACCAUUUAGAUACACAACAAUUUUCUGCAUUACAAUCUCUUGAGCAGAGUCAUGGAAGAGAUAGACCUAGACCUUAUCACCCAAUUGAUGCCGAUCCUGAAAUGAGGUAUUUCAAGAACAGAGAGUUUUCGACAGCAAUUAUUUUUGGCAUCUUCGGAUUCAUCCUAGCAAAGAAAAUUUAUUACAGAGAAAAGUAUAGAAUGCAUAUGAACGAGAGACUUCCUGAAAACUUGAUUAAUGCUCCAGCCCACCACUUUGUCAACAGAGGGGGUGUCCUGAUUAAGAAAGAAGUUGUUGGAUUUGCCAAAUACUUUAAUAACGACAAAGAAACACUUGCAUGGUAUAGGAAAGUGUACCCAGAGAUCAUGAAUGCCAAGGAAGAAGCUCCUGCAUCUUAAUACUCUAAUAAGACAGCCUGAGAUUUGUAGGAUUUCUU
Messenger RNA from Moneuplotes crassus, 1075 nucleotides. NCBI's taxonomy places the organism in Eukaryota, Ciliophora, Spirotrichea, Euplotida, Euplotidae. The record is from the annotation of a GenBank genome assembly.